Messenger RNA from Cicer arietinum (chickpea), 1969 nucleotides. RefSeq lists its product as uncharacterized. Lineage: Eukaryota; Viridiplantae; Streptophyta; Magnoliopsida; Fabales; Fabaceae. Gene Ontology annotation, cellular component: nucleus. Gene Ontology annotation, molecular function: zinc ion binding. The record is from RefSeq and is a predicted model, not a curated record.
CCUGGUUGUUUCUAGUUCCUUCGCCCAAACUCCCAACGGAACACGCGUCACAUCAGUCCCAAUUCUCCCGUCAUUUCUGGAACUCUCAUUCAUUACUCUGCUCAUUCACUCCCUUGGCGUUGCUUCCCAAUUUUAAUACAAAAGACACACAAUACAAUACACUAUUCAUUCAACUAAUUCAAAAUGGAAGGGAAUGCCAAUAACAACAAUAUAGAUCAAAUUGUGACCGUUGGAUCCGUCGUUGAAGCCGUUUCUGCUGACGCCGGUGAUGCUCCUCUUUACACCGUCGAAAGCCUCUGCAUGCGUUGUCAUCAGAACGGAACUACAAGGUUUUUGUUAACUUUAAUUCCAAACUUCAGAAAGAUUUUGUUGUCGGCUUUUGACUGUCCUCAUUGUGGUGAGAGGAAUAAUGAAGUGCAGUUUGCUGGUGAAAUCCAACAACGCGGUUGUUGUUACUCGUUACAGAUCCCAGCGGCCGAACCGAAGAUGCUCAAUCGACAAGUGGUAAAAUCAGAUUCUGCUACCAUUAAGAUACCGGAACUCGAAUUUGAGAUUCCACCAGAGGCACAACGUGGUAGUCUGUCAACGGUAGAAGGGAUACUAAUGCGAGCUGCUGAUGAACUUCAGGCCCUCCAAGAGGAACGCAGAAAAGCGGCUCCAGAGACAGCUGAUGCAAUAGAUCAGUUCUUGGUGAAGCUGCGAGCCUGUGCUACAUCAGAAUUGUCCUUCACGUUUGUUCUUGAUGAUCCCGCUGGGAACAGUUUCAUUGAAAAUCCGUUUGCACCGUCAUCUGAUCCAUCACUGACUAUCAAGUUUUAUGAGCGAACUCCUGAGCAACAAGCACUGUUGGGAUAUCUCGAUGAUUCUACGCAAAUUGAAAGAACUCGUGAUGAAGCACCAGAAGGUGGAGAAGCCGUGGCUUCUGAGCGAUUCACGAGAGAACCACAUGGGUCAGUUGGGGCAGCAGCUGGUCAUCGAGCCAUUGCACAAAGCAACAGUACAGAAAUUGCAGAUGCCUUAUUUCGAUAUUCUGCACCAGAAGAGGUGAUGACUUUCCCAUCAACUUGUGGUACUUGUGUUGCUAAAUGUGAGACUCGAAUGUUUGUCACCAAUAUUCCAUAUUUCCAAGAAGUAAUUGUUAUGGCAUCUACAUGUGAUUUUUGUGGUUAUCGCAACUCUGAGGUGAAACCCGGUGGACGAAUUCCUGAAAAAGGAAAAAAGAUUACACUUAAUGUGAAAAAUAUCAAUGACUUGAGUCGCGACGUGAUUAAGUCUGAUACUGCAGGUGUAACAGUUCCUGAACUUGACUUGGAGCUGGCAAGCGGCACCCUAGGAGGACUUGUUACAACUGUUGAAGGUUUAAUUACAAAAAUCAGUGAAAGCCUUGAAAGGGUCCACGGGUUUACUUUUGGAGAUAGUCUUGAUGAAAAUAGAAGAAGCAAGUGGCUAGACUUUAAAUCAAGGCUAGACAAGCUUCUUAGCUUGGAUGAGGCUUGGACCCUAAUUCUUGAUGAUGCAUUAGCUAAUUCUUUUAUAGCACCUGUGACUGAUGAUCUUAAAGACGACAAUCAAUUAACAUUUGAGGAAUAUGAGAGGUCAUGGGAUCAAAAUGAAGACCUAGGUCUGAAUGAUAUGGACACCUCUUCUGCCGAUGCUGCCUAUGAAACAACAAACACUACUAAAAUUGAGUGAUCAUCGUCUGGAACACUUUUCUCUUUACUCUCUUAUCUCAACUCCCAACCCAAAACAAGGAGGGAAGAGACAUAUGUGAAGGAAGCAAUUUUUGUGCCUUUGAUAGCAAGGAAACUUAGAAAGUAAGAAAAUGCUAGUAUUCUUAUUUAAUGGCUGAUUUGAAGCGCGCUUCUCAUGAAAACUUUUGUCAUCCUUUUUGAGAUAGUUAUUAUGUCUUGAAAAUAUAAUUUCUUCUGAAUUGGCAAGUUAGUUGAUUACAUCUGGUUUUUGCUGAUUA